Messenger RNA from Oenanthe melanoleuca, 2999 nucleotides. It is a transcript of the gene SMYD5, whose product is annotated as SMYD family member 5. Bases 354 to 1784 code for a protein of 476 amino acids. NCBI's taxonomy places the organism in Eukaryota, Metazoa, Chordata, Aves, Passeriformes, Muscicapidae. The transcript has 13 exons. Gene Ontology annotation, molecular function: histone H4K20 methyltransferase activity; protein binding. The record is from RefSeq and is a predicted model, not a curated record.
CGCUGUGAAUUAGUCAGUACAGCCAAACGCGCAUUCCCGUGGCUUUAAGGCUUUGCAGACCCCCAAGCAGGAGGCAGCGAAGGCAGAGUGCUCACAGCAGCGUGUUCUGGAGGUUUUUACGGGGGAAGUCGAGCCACUUUUGUGUGCGCAGGGCAGCGGGCGAUGCCUCCUCUGUCCAUGAGGGGACACCUCACGUGAGGGGGGAACUUGCGUUCCCGCCUGACAGGGCUGUGGCUGAAUUCAGUGACGGCUGCUCCUCUACCAUGAAAUAAUAACAAUUGACUGGGGAGAGACAGCAAACUCCUGUACAAUUUGGGGCGGCAGCGGGAGCGCCCCGGUUUGGGUGUUUUUGGAUGUUUUUGGGUGUUUUUGGCAGGCGCCGGCGGGGCUGCGGAAGGGGGGCCAAGAUGGCGGCGGCCCCGCGCGGCCCGCGGCUGAGGGGGCGAUGGCGAGCGCGGGGCCCUGAGGGGCGCGGGGGGCGGCGCGGAGGAGGAGGAGGAAGAGGAGGAGAGGAGGAAGAGGAAGAGGCGCUGCCCGGCGGGUCAGGGCGGGGAAGUCGCCGCCCGAAGAUGGCGGCCGCGGCGGGGCCACACGCCGGGGCUGCGGCGGAGGCGCGGUUCAUCAGCAGCGCCAAGGGAAAGGGCUUGUUCGCCACCAAAAACAUCCGCAAAGGAGAAACAGUGUUCGUGGAGAGGCCGGUGGUGUCAUCGCAGUUCCUCUGGAAUGCGCUGUACAACUACCGAGCCUGCGAUCACUGCCUGCGGGCUCUGGAGACGGCGGAGGAGAACGCCCAGCGCCUGCUGGGGCAGAGCUCUCUGGUGCUGCCCCACCCCGAGCAGUGCAGCACCCGCAAGGAGCUGCACCAGCAGUGUCCCCGCUGCCAGGUGACGUACUGCAGUGCAGAGUGCAGGCAGGCAGCUCUGGAGCAGUACCACCAGGUGCUCUGCCUCGGGCCAUCCCGGGAUGACCCCACACACCCCCUCAACAAGCUGCAGGAGGCAUGGAGAAACAUGCAUUACCCCCCAGAGACUUCCAGCAUCAUGCUGAUGGCCAGGAUGGUCGCCACCAUCAAACAGGCUAAAGACAAGGAAUGGUGGAUCAAGGCCUUCUCCCAGUUCUGCAGCAAGACAGCAAAUGAAGAAGAGGAGAUUGUGCACAAGCUGCUGGGGGACAAAUUUAAGGGCCAGCUGGAGCUGCUGCGCCUGCUCUUCACCGAAGCCCUGUAUGACGAGUAUCUCAGCAGGUGGUUCACUCCUGAAGGCUUUCGGUCCCUCUUUGCCCUCGUGGGGACCAAUGGCCAGGGCAUAGGAACCAGCUCCCUCAGCCAGUGGGUGCACGCCUGUGAUGCUCUGGAGCUGCCCCUGCUGCAGCGGGAGGAGCUGGACGCCUUCAUUGACCAGCUCUACAAGGACAUUGAGAAGGAGUCAGGAGAGUUCCUCAACUGCGAGGGAUCAGGGCUCUACGUGCUGCAGAGCUGCUGUAACCACAGCUGCAUCCCCAAUGCUGAGACAUCCUUCCCAGAAAACAACUUCCUCCUGCAUCUCACUGCUCUGGAGGACAUCGAAGCAGGAGAGGAAAUCUGCAUCAGUUACUUAGACUGCUGUCAGAGGGAGCGGAGCAGACACAGCCGCAACAAGAUACUCAGGGAGAACUACUUGUUUACCUGCUCGUGUCCCAAGUGCCUGGCACAAGCCGACGACGCCGACGUGACGUCGGACGAGGAGGAGGAGGGCGAGGGGGAGACGGACGAUGCAGAGCUGGAGGAUGAGAUGACUGAUGUGUGAUCCUGGCCAGGGCAGGAGGGAAGGGAAGGGCCUGGAGGUUCCUCCAAGAGGCAGCAGCUUUAAUAUAGAACAGGGUUGUGUUGUGGGGUUGGGUGGGUGCCCUGCUCCCGCCUGUCCGUGCUGUCCCUAUGUGUGAGUGUGUGUGUGUCUGUCUGUCUGUCCCUGUGUGUGAGUGUGUGUCUGUCUGUGUGUGUCUGUGUGUGUGUCAGGCUGUCCCUGUCCUCCCUGGGAGGACAAGCUGGGAGCCAGUGGGCCUCCACCACAUCCCAGUUCUCUACAGGGCUGGCUGGUGCUUGCAGGGGAGGCUGGAGGAGAGUGGGACCCAGCCAGCUCCUGGGACACCACUGUGAGGUCACUCUGCUGUGUGUGUGCAGGUGCUUGUCCUUCCCAGCUGCAGGGACAAGGGGAAUGUGUGUGUGUGUGUGUGUGUGUGUGUGUGUCUGUGCACGAGGGUACUAUUUAAUGUCUAUAUUAGCACUAUCUACACACUAUGGAGCCAGGGCCCUUACAUAUCCUCCAUUCCAUGCCUUGCCCAGCACUGAGGGGCAGCAGGAUCUUGCAGGAGGGUGGCCCAGAGCUGGAGUCCAGCAGGGAGAGCAGAGCUGACCCUGCAGAGCCUUCCCAGCUCAGCCCAUCCUUCCCAUGACACAGAGCCUUGGGCAGCGACUGCAGGACCAUUUGGGGAUGGAGAAUGGCCAGGAGCUGACACGAGCUGUGGUGUGAUCCCACAUCCAGAAGACAUUUUGGGUUUUGCAGGGAGGGAGCUGUCCUUCUCUCCCUCCUGCCAGCUGUGGGACGAGGCUGUGCCCAUGCAGGAGUGGCCAUGCUGGGGAUGCAGCGUGUGCUGGCUGUGUGCUGGCUGCUUCCCUGCUCCCAGUGCUGCCACAUGGAGAUGUGCCAGUGCACAGUGGCCCCCUGGAUGUCCCCUUGUCAUCCAUCCCAUGGUGCCACCCUCAAGGUGUCCCUGUGUGCAGACUGUGGCUGCAGGGACAGCACGGCUCUGUGACAGACAGGCACCAGGACAGGGAUGCACCCGGGGUCAUCUCCUUCCUCCAUGGAUUUUGGGAGCUGUGUUCCUGCUGCCAUGUCUGUGGGACCGAGGGUGGCACAGCUGUGACACUGCCAUCACUGCCAGCCCUUCCUCCUGCUGCUUGUCCCCAGCCAUGCCAGGGCCACAUCCCCUUCAGUGUUCCUAAUAAACCGAGCCUGGUGACA